Messenger RNA from Australozyma saopauloensis, 2154 nucleotides. It is a transcript of the gene MLH1, whose product is annotated as mismatch repair ATPase. The record is from RefSeq and is a predicted model, not a curated record. Gene Ontology annotation, biological process: mismatch repair. Gene Ontology annotation, cellular component: MutLalpha complex. NCBI's taxonomy places the organism in Eukaryota, Fungi, Ascomycota, Pichiomycetes, Serinales, Metschnikowiaceae. The transcript has a single exon. Gene Ontology annotation, molecular function: ATP-dependent DNA damage sensor activity; mismatched DNA binding; ATP binding. Bases 1 to 2154 code for a protein of 717 amino acids.
AUGUCACAAACGGAUUCUUCACAGCCGAAUGUCCCUCGGAUCCGAAAAUUGGAUCCCACGGUCGUGAAAAGGAUCGCCGCUGGCGAAAUCAUUGUUCAGCCUGCCAAUGCACUCAAAGAACUUCUUGAAAAUGCCAUUGAUGCAGGUUCUACAAUGAUUGAUGUAUUGGUAAAGGACGGAGGGCUUAAAUUGUUGCAGUUGAAUGAUAAUGGAUGUGGUAUUGCUCGCGAGGAUAUGCCUUUACUCUGUGAGCGGUUUACUACCUCUAAACUACUGAGGUUCGAGGAUUUGUCGCUGAUUUCAACAUACGGCUUUCGAGGAGAAGCACUCGCAUCUAUCUCGCACAUCGCGCGUCUUUCUGUGGUGUCCAAGAUCGCAGAAUCGCCGUUGGCGUACAAAUGUUACUACACAAACGGACAAACAGCGACCUUGAAGUUUAAGCAGGACCCCAAUUGUAAGCCACAGCCCGUCGCUGGCAAUGGCGGCACUCAAAUCACCGUCGAGGAUCUCUUUUACAACCUGCCGUCGCGUUUGCAUUCUCUCCGCUCGAAGAACGACGAAUGGAUCAAAAUAUUGGAGGUUUUGGGCAGAUAUGCCGUUCACAGCGAAGGGGUAGGCUUUUCAUGUAAGAAAAUGGGCGAGCCGCAUCCCAGCAUCUCUACCAGGCCCAACGCCUCGUUGAAGGAACGAAUCAGAACCGUGUUUGGAACCUCUGUCGCCAGCGAGCUCAUCGAGUUUGAUUUCCCGUGCGAGGAGUUUGGAUUAAGCAGUAUUAAGGGCGCCGUUUCGGGCUUCAACUACAACAAUAAGCGGAAAAUCCAGCCUGUUCUAUUCAUCAAUAAUCGACUUGUGAUGUGCGAUCCGCUCAAAAGAGCCAUCAAUUCCGUAUUCCAGGUAUUUCUCCCAAAGGGUAACCAUCCAUUUGUAUAUUUGAGUUUGCUCAUUGAGCCACAGAAUGUGGAUGUGAACGUCCAUCCGACGAAGCAAGAAGUGCGCUUUCUCUUUGAAGACGAGAUUCUGGAAUGGAUCUGCGGCAAGAUCCACGACGUGCUCUCGGAGCGGGAUAAUUCACGAACAUUCAAGCAGAGUGUCCUCAAAAGAACCGGAGAAAACUCGGUCGUGGACUCCUUGACCGUCACCACUAAAAAGACGCGCCAAGAGAACAAAAUGGUGCGAGUGGAUGCCAAUCAGCUGAAAAUCAGCGCUUUCAUCAAGCCUUCCGAUCCUAAGCAAUCACAGAUCCUUGCGAGUUCCAGCCAAAGUUCUGGCUGGCAGGUCGAGAACCCAGACAGUACUUUCAUGGAAGAGGUUGCAGUUGAAUCGUCACAGAUCGAAGACCCGCGGCCUACCCAAAGAAAAGAAAGUGUCUACUCACAGCCGCUUGUGAUCUCUACAAGCAGUAGAAAGAAGCAAGAGGUGAAGCUUGAUAGUGUUACAGAACUACGGAACGAGGUAGCCGCCUCCAUCAAUAGACCGCUCUCCAACGUGUUCAACAACUUGAUCUAUGUUGGUAUUGUCGAUGCCGAAAAGCGUCUUUGCUGUUUUCAGUAUGAUGUGAAGCUCUUCCUCUGUGACUACGGUGCUGUUUUAGCCGAGUUCUACUAUCAAGUGGCAUUAGCAGAAUUCGCCAACUUUGGAGAGCUCGUCUUGCCAGAGCCGCUUGCGCUUCGAGACAUUUUGCGUCCUCUCUAUCAGCAACACAGUGGCUUGGAGCCUGAGGACGUGGUGGUCGAGAGAUUGAUGGCCAUGGAGGAUAUGUUCAAAGAGUACUUCCAGCUCGACUUUUCCAACGAGAAGCUUCACAUUUUGCCGAUGCUCAUGAAGGAGGUCGAGCCCUCCAAAAUGAAACUUCCCUUCUUUCUCUACCGUUUGGGAACGAAGGUGAACUUCAGUAGUGAGAAAGAAUGUCUCCGAGAUGUAUCCCGUCAGAUCGCCUUGCUAUAUGUUCCCGACCGCAUUGAGAGCAGCGGAACUGGCGACGAAAACGAAAAUAAACUGUUGGCUCUACAAGAACGCAACAAGCUCAACGCGACGCUCGAGCACACGGUGUUUCCUUCUUUGAGACGAAACUUUGUUGCGCCAGAAGCGCUUGUGCCCGAUGUAGUCCAGGUCGCCGAUCUCCCCGGCCUCUACCGAGUCUUUGAGCGAUGCUAA